AUGGCUGCAGCCCUGGACCCCCAGAUCAGCGUGCCCCUGGAGGUGGAGGGGUGUGUACUAAUGAAGGUGGAAAAGGACCCCGAGUGGGCCUCGGAGCCCUUUGUGGAAGGACCGGACAGCACGGAGUGUGAGGCCUUUCGCAAAUGCUUCAGGCAGCUCUGCUACGAGGAUGUGACUGGGCCCCAGGAAGCGUUCAGUAAACUCUGGGAACUUUGCUGCCGGUGGCUGAAGCCUGAAACGCGCUCCAAAGAACAGAUGCUUGAGCUGCUGGUGAUCGAGCAGUUUCUUACCAUUUUACCCAAGAAGAUUCAGGCUUGGGCCCAGAAGCAGUGUCCAGAAAGUGGAGAGGAGGCGGUGGCCCUGGUGGUCCAUCUGGAGAAAGAGACGGGGAGACUGAGACAGCAGGUGAGCAGUCCUGUACACUCAGAGAAGCGAGCCCCACUCGGAACAGUGUGGGAGGUAGCAGACUUUCAGCGCGAGCAGGCGGAGACCCAGCCCCGGCUGGUGUCUCGGAAGGAAGCUGGAAGCCUCCACGCAGGACACCAGGACCCACUGAGUCAGAAGAGAGAGCAUCGGCUCUUACCCAGGAAUGCUCGGGCUUCUCCCUGGGUUCCUGUCCCUGCUGACAAAUGGAACAGCAUAGGUCAGGAGGUGACAGCCACACGUCUUGCUGCCAGGUCCCAGGAACCAGUGAAAGGUGUCCACAUGGUAAGAGGCUUUUCCUACAAAAAGACCACGCAUCGGAUCCCCACUCACAGGGACGUCUACCGGGAAGGCAGGACGGAGAACUCUGGGAACACCGUCGCCCCAGGAAAUACCGUGUCUGUAUCUAACAAGACAGCCCGACUGUGGGCCGUCGGCUCACGCUCCUCGAGUAAAAGAAACGUCCUGCGAAGCCCCUGCGCCCAGGGCCGCGCAGGCCGCGCCGGCCAGGGCCCCGCAAGGGCUGCUGGGAAGGCGUGGCGAGAGCAGCAGCGGCGCUGGGGCGUGGAAGACGAGAAGAUAGCAGGCGUGCACUGGAGCUACGAGGAGACCAAGACUUUCCUCGCGAUUCUCAAGGAGUCCCGCUUCUACGAAACACUUCAGGCUUGUCCCCGGAACAGCCAGGUCUACGGCGCCGUGGCUGAGUGGCUGCGCGAGUGUGGCUUCCUCCGCACGCCGGAGCAGUGCCGCACCAAGUUCAAAAGCCUCCAGAAAAGCUACCGGAAGGUGAGGAACGGCCACGUGCUGGAGCCCUGCGCCUUCUUCGAGGACAUGGAUGCUCUGCUGAACCCUGCGGCCCACGCUUCGCCUGCUGACAGGCCCGAGGAGGUGACGCCUCUGCCCAGACUGAAGAGGGCUGGCGGCAGCGGCGGCAGCGCCAGAGAGCAGGUCGCCGUGGUGGAGGAGGACGCUGCAGAGGACUCUGACGGUGACGAACUGGGCCUGGGCUUUGUCCACGAGCCUGAGGUUCACGGUGCCCCAGUCUUAUUUCAAAACCUGAGUGGCGUGCACUGGGGCUAUGAAGAAACCAAGACUUUUCUGGAUAUCCUUCACGAGACUCGGUUUUACGAAGCUCUUCAAGCUUGUCAUCGGAAGAGCAAGUUGUAUGGAGCCGUGGCUGAGCAACUUCGCGAGUGUGGCUUCCUCCGCACGCCCGAACAGUGCCGCACCAAGUUCAAGAGCCUUCAGAAGAGCUACCGCAAGGUGAAGAACGGCCACGUGCUGGAGUCCUGCGCGUUCUACAGGGAGAUGGAUGCCCUCAUUAACUCUCAGGCCUCAGCCCCUUCCGCCAGCAGCCCAGAAGCCCUGGCUCCCUCAAGGCGAGAAAGAGGGCCUGUGGAGGUGGAAUCCCAGGAAUCCACAGGCUGGGAACCUGAGGGAACCUCCCAGGAGGCAGUAAUAGAAGAUUCCGGCAGUGAAAGAAUGAGUGAAGAGGAAGUUGUGCGAGAGCAGGAGUUCCAGGGGACCCCAGGUCUGCUGCAAACCCCAGCCGAUUUUGAAAUUGGAAGUAGCAUCAAGGAAGACCUAACACAGGUAAUAUAUAAGGACGCAGAACCACAUAGGGCAUUAAUAGAAAAACCUAAGAGAGUUGUUUCCCAGAACAGUGAUCCCAGCAGAUACCACAAAAGGGAAUGCAUCUCAGGAAGACAAUGGGAAAACUUCCAAGGCAUUAGACAGGGAAAGCUGAUGCCCCAGCCUAGAGAUCUGGGGAAGGCUGUGCUACAUCAGAGGCCUUUCAUGGGGAGGAGACCCUACAGACUUCUCAAGUACGGGGAGAGCUUUGGAAGGAAUGCUCGUCUUAUGUGCCGGCUGACCCACCAGAAGGAGAACCCUUAUAAGUGCAGUGUCUGCGGGAAGUGCUUCGGCAGGAGCAGGAGCCUAAUUAGACACCAAAGAAUCCACACAGGGGAAAAGCCUUUCAAGUGUCUUGACUGUGGGAAAAGCUUUAAUGACUCCUCCAAUUUCGGAGCCCACCAGAGAAUCCACACAGGAGAGAAGCCGUACAGAUGUGGGGAGUGUGGAAAAUGCUUCAGUCAAAGCUCUAGUCUUAUUAUCCAUCAGAGAACCCACACUGGUGAGAAGCCCUACCAGUGUGGAGAGUGUGGGAAAAGCUUUACCAACAGUUCUCAUUUCAGCGCUCACCGCAGAGUCCACACUGGAGAGAAUCCCUACAAGUGUGUGGACUGUGAGAAAAGCUUCAGUAACUGCACACGGUUUCGAGAACACCGGCGGAUCCACACUGGGGAGAAGCCCUAUGGAUGUGCCCAUUGUGGCAAACGUUUCAGUAAGAGUUCUGUUCUCGCCAAACACAGGGAAAUUCAUGUGAGGGAAAAGCCUGUGCCACCUGCCACCUCUGUGUAUUCCCCAGAGAACCCACUGAGAGGGAAGACUGAUGACUUCAGGAAGCUCAACAAGCAUGAGGAGAAGCUGAAGACCAAGAAGCAGCAGCGGAAGGAGCGGCUGUACCCUCUGCGCAAGUUCGCUGUCAAGGCUUGA
Octodon degus (degu) is the source of this 2979-nucleotide messenger RNA. RefSeq names its product zinc finger with KRAB and SCAN domains 2 (gene Zkscan2). The transcript has 8 exons. Gene Ontology annotation, biological process: regulation of transcription by RNA polymerase II. NCBI's taxonomy places the organism in Eukaryota, Metazoa, Chordata, Mammalia, Rodentia, Octodontidae. Gene Ontology annotation, molecular function: DNA-binding transcription factor activity, RNA polymerase II-specific; RNA polymerase II cis-regulatory region sequence-specific DNA binding. The record is from RefSeq and is a predicted model, not a curated record. Bases 1 to 2979 code for a protein of 992 amino acids.